AAUCAAGUGAAUCAAGUCGCAAAUUCGCAAGAAUCUAAGACUUGAAAUUACUAGAAAAUUAAAGUAAUUUUUAAAUUUCGUACGCUGUUUUCACAAUGCUCGUAAAAAAUAUCACGAAUUUGGUGGUUCGUAGCUCCUUCGCUGCAGGAAAGAAUGCACAAAUUCUUAGAAACUUUUCAAUGACUUCUGCAAAAUGCGACAUUGUGAAAAUUCAAAGCACUGAUGAUUUUAAGGCUAAAGUCAUCAAUAGCAAAGUUCCAGUAGUUGUAGAUUUUUUCGCUACGUGGUGCAAUCCAUGUAGGCUGCUGACUCCUCGUCUGGAAUCCAUCAUCUCAGAAAGCAAAGGAAAAGUAAUCCUGGCUAAAGUGGACAUUGAUGAGCAGACAGACUUGGCAUUAGAUUAUGAAGUCAGUUCUGUCCCUGUAUUAGUCGCCAUCAAAGAUGGGAAAGUGCAGCAACGCCUGGUGGGUCUGCAAGACACUGACAAACUGCGCAAAUGGAUUGAACAAUUCACUUCCGAGGAAUCUAAGGCAGAAGUCAAAGCUUAAGAUUCAUCAACAGUGCACAUGUACCUACUUCUUAAAUUAUUGUUGUUACCAAAUUAGUUGAACAUAAUAAAUUGAAAUAAAACAAAUGCCUUAUUCUUGUA
Molecule: messenger RNA, 649 nt
Organism: Ostrinia nubilalis (European corn borer)
Lineage: Eukaryota; Metazoa; Arthropoda; Insecta; Lepidoptera; Crambidae
Product: thioredoxin, mitochondrial
Exons: 2
Coding region: 96-548 (150 amino acids)
Cellular component (GO): cytoplasm
Molecular function (GO): protein-disulfide reductase activity
Source: RefSeq, a predicted model, not a curated record